CUCGGCCAUCAAGGAGUUGCAGUUAUAGUACAUAGACCAACUGUCUUGAAACCUAUAUUGACAGAGAGCUAUUGUGGAUUAAUUGGAAAAUAAUUGCGCAUUCUCGGAACAUUUGGAAGCAUCAGUGAGGAGGAAAUGGCAUCACUCGAAGAAGAUAUGGUUUUGGACGGAGAGGAAAAUGUGGGUUCUGAAGAGUUAUUGGAUAAAGAUAUAGCAGAUGUUUCUGUUGAGGGACAAUCAUCAAGUGGUGAAGGAGCGCAAAGUGGGAGGAGUUUGAAUAUCACAGUGAAGUGCCAAACCUUGGAAGGUCUCGAAAAACUUUGGCAAGACUAUAGUUCAGGUCAUCUCAAUAGUGUAGCGGAGGAACUUCUUGUGACAGAUGAUAUCAAGAAAAAACUAGGUGUGGAAUCUAUAAAGUUGAAAACAGUGAUUACAGAGGAGUCUUACCUGGCAUGCAAACGGUACCUCUUAAACAAGUUAGAUGCCAGCUCUGAUCAGUCCUCAUCAUCCACACCAAGCUUAGAAAACAUGCAAGAAGCCAGUUCAGGUCAGCAGCUGAUGCAGUUGUUGGGAGAGCCCAGUCCACAAAGUUUGCCCAGCCAGGGCAGUGUAAAUCAAGAUGAAGAAAAAAUGAACUAAGAAAAAAUCUGGAAUGGUUAAAGUGACUGUUAGCCAGCAAAUGGAAAGGAACUUGUUGCACACUUCAACCAAGAUGUGUAAAGUCACAUCUUUUGUUUGUUCUUAAUUUACUCUUAUUGUGUAUAAAUAUGUGGAAAAAAUUGUGAAUCAAAAUUCAAGGCUACUUUAAUAAAUAUAGGCAUGGGUAGCAUGCAAGAGUCAUUGGUUUGGCUGGACAGGUUAUGAUUGGAUACUUUAUGUACCAAAUGUUUUUGUAGCAGAAAAAGAGCAUAACUUUAAAACAGACGAAAAUAUUGCAUUACUUCACCUUGAGAAUAACAAAAAAAGCUUAUUCAACUGAACUCACACAGGUAUUUUGUGGUCUGCUGUAUCUUUUGGCUAAAUACUUAGCAAAAUAAAAUGCAUGGGUGCCACGUUUACUGUUGUUCCUCUCGCAGCCAUCAUUUGGUCUUAUCACACACCACUAUAUAUUCCCUGUUGGAGAGAGAAUGCAUUGUGUGAUGAGACUAAAUAAUGGUUGUGAAAGAGACUAUGCCUGCUGUUGUUCCUCUAACACAGAGAAAAUAAAAAUUAUUCGUCUACA
Molecule: messenger RNA, 1222 nt
Organism: Pocillopora verrucosa
Lineage: Eukaryota; Metazoa; Cnidaria; Anthozoa; Scleractinia; Pocilloporidae
Source: RefSeq, a predicted model, not a curated record